Messenger RNA from Hipposideros armiger (great roundleaf bat), 1929 nucleotides. RefSeq names its product selectin P ligand (gene SELPLG). Bases 18 to 1418 code for a protein of 466 amino acids. The transcript has a single exon. Gene Ontology annotation, cellular component: plasma membrane. NCBI's taxonomy places the organism in Eukaryota, Metazoa, Chordata, Mammalia, Chiroptera, Hipposideridae. The record is from RefSeq and is a predicted model, not a curated record. Gene Ontology annotation, biological process: leukocyte tethering or rolling.
GUCUUCCUCCAGGUGCCAUGCCUCUGCAAUUCCUCCUGCUGCUGACCCUGCUGGGCCCUGGCAGCAGCCUCCAGCUGUGGGAGAGCCGGGAGGAUGGAGCCAAGGAGUCCCCAGGCCCCCUGCUUGCCCGGGGCCGGAGGCAGGUGUCCACAGAUAACUUCAACGAUGAGUAUGAUUAUCAUACAGACGCUCCAGAAAUGCUUGACAGUAGCACAGAGGCUGUGACCCUGAGCCCCAAGCUUCAGGCUAUGAUGGGAAAAUUGGGGCAAAGAGAUUCUGCAGGGACUGGUACUCCAGGGCUAGCCACUCUGGAGGUGGCCACUGGGAACUCUGCUGACUUGGAUGCAGGAAGGACAGCCAUUGGGAAUCUGAGCACAGAAUUGGCCACCCAGGGGAUUCCUGUCACACUGGGUCCUCUGACCAAAGAACUGGUAACUACAAUCCCUCCCACCAUGGAGUCUCUAUCCACAGCGCUGGCCACCACGAAGGCCCUAGCCAUGGUGCCAGCAGCCACGGAGGCCCUGCCCAUGAAAUCCACUGUCAUGGAGGCCCUGUCCACAGGACCAGCAGCCACAGAGGUACUGACCACGCAGCCUGCAGCCACGGAGGCACGGACCAUGCAACCCACAGCCACGGAGGCACUGACCACGCAACCCGCAGCCACGGAGGCACUAACCACGCAACCCGCAGCCACGGAGGCACUGACCACAGAACCCGCAGCCACGGAGGCACUGACUGUGGAAUCCACUGUCAUGGCCCUGUCCACAGGACCAGCAGCCACAGAGGUACUGACCACGCAACCCGCAGCCACGGAAGCACGGACCACGCAACCCGCAGCCACGGAGGCACUGACUGUGAAAUCCACCAUCAUGGAGGCCUUGUCCACGGAACCCGCAGCCACGGAGGCCCUGUCCACAGGACCAGCAGCCACGAAGGCUCCAUCCACAGAACCUGCUACCACAAGGGGCCUAACCACAGCCCUUCUCAUGUUCUCUCAUCCUCACAGGGGCACCACUGUAUCAGCCAGCAAUUCAACGGAUAGUUUCAUCAACCAUGAGAGAAAGAGUCCAGGUCUUUCCUCCCAGACCUCUGUGGCCCCCAGCCCCACAGGGGGCCCGGAUUACAUCUCCGUGAAGCAGUGCUUGCUGGCCAUCCUCAUCCUGGCACUUGUGGCCACCGUCUUCCUUGUGUGCACCGUGGUGCUGGCUGUCCGCCUCUCCCGCAAGAGCCACAUGUACCCCAUACGCAAUUACUCGCCCACCGAGAUGGUCUGCAUCUCAUCCCUACUGCCUGAGCGGGGCGAGGGGCCCACAGCCACAGCCAACGGGAGCCUACCCGCCAAGAGCCAUCUCCUAAAGGAGGAGCCCGGCGAGGACCGUGAGGGGGAUGACCUCACCCUGCAUAGCUUCCUCCCUUAGCUUCCUCCCCGCCUAACCCCUUGAGCAAGACCCCCUGCCUCCUCGCUGCAGCCCGCUGGGCUACCGCUGAGCCUCAGGGCUCUACUCCACAAAUCCGGGCUUUGUCAGAGCCCCCUGGGGAUGGGGAACUUUAAGGCAGGGCCCCCAAGUGCUCCAACGGGACGGAGAGCAGCCAAGGUCCCCCCUCCCUCCUGGCUGCUGGAGUCUCAUACCCACGCAUCCAGGGAAGAAUCAGAGUUCCCUGCCCCCACCCCACCACCACUGUCUUCUGUUACAUGCACUUUGUCAUGUACCAUGCAUUUUGGGGAUGCACACGUCCUUGAGGACAUUGCCUGUUGUUAUCCCCAUGGAAGCAGCUUGAGUUUUCUUGGAUACCUUUCUAAGGAGCCCAGGGUGAGGUCUCAGCCUGGGAGGGCUGAGGCAGGCUUGGAGAGCCCAACGUGACACCCUUCUUUGAGACUGGGUGCCAAUGAGCUUCCUUCUGGCAACAGAGCAACCCCCACCCUGCCCU